Zea mays is the source of this 1550-nucleotide messenger RNA. RefSeq lists its product as uncharacterized. NCBI's taxonomy places the organism in Eukaryota, Viridiplantae, Streptophyta, Magnoliopsida, Poales, Poaceae. The record is from RefSeq and is marked predicted.
CGUUCUUUUAGCUUUCACAUUUAUCGACUCUUGUUGCAUAGUCAUAAAGAAAUCCUCCAUAUGUUUAAGAUCUGAUAUGGAAAAUAUAGUAGACUUCUAACUUUGAUGUGCCUCAUACCGUCGCGUGGUCGCCAUUGCCUUGUAAGUAGAUUUCCAUGGCCAACAAGUUGUAGUCCUCUAUUUAGGAAAUUCUAAUGGCUCAAGUGAAAGGGAAAAAUAUUCUUACAGGGCCACCGAUGUAUCCCGCGCCCAGGUCGUCUCCAUUCGGGGAGCUCCACGGCUGCGAAGGUGACGGCUGCGCUUCCGACCAGGAUACCUGGCCUCUACACCAUGUGCUACGGAGUGGAGUGCACUGCCGCCUCUGUUGCUCCUGUAUCCUCCUCUCCCACCGCUCGUUGUACUGCUGUCGCUGCUUCCUCCUCGUCACCUCACCAUCGUGCAACUACGACAAUGGCGACACGCUCAUGGCCCCUCCAGCACCAACCGUCACCUGUCAGGUUUGCCACGACGCCGUCGCACACCUCCCAUGCCUCUACCCCCCACCCACCGAUGGUGUCUUCGUCUGCCCUCCCUGCACCGCGGCCCAGAACGGAAGGCCCUUCACCUACGCGCCGCCCUGCAGGCAGCCACUCGACGAGCGCAACGCCAGGGUUCUCGUCCUAGGGGCGUGGAUAGCGCUAGCGCUGCUGCAGCGACACGCGACAGCAGCGCGCGAAGCCGCGGAACGGCUGGCCAUGGAGGCGCGGGACGCUCGGGCGAGGGCGCAUGACGCUCUUAUCGUGGCCUUCGACCUCGAUGCGGAGGAAGAUCUUUCGUGUGUCGUGCCACAACCCACCGAGAAUGACCUAGCAGCUUCUGAAGAAGAAGAAGAAGAAGAAGAAGAAGAUAGUGAGGCAGAGACGGAUGAGGGGGAGGUGAUGCUGGUGCGGCGCAACGUGAUGCCGCCGUUAGUCACGCCAACAAUCGACACGGGGGGCAGUGUUGUGCCGUUGGCUUCCGCCGAGGCCAAGCACAUGCCUCCGCUGUCACAACCAAAGCUGCUUUUUGACCUUAAUGAGAAUGCGGCUGAGAAUGAGAUAGAUGAUGCCCAGGCUGAGCCCAUGCGACAUCAGGCGCUUAACUCCUUCAACGUGAAGGAGGUGGCGAUGGCUGCUGGCGCGGAAGCUACCAGGGCCAGCCCGUCGACGCCACAGACGUUGCAGUUGUUUCCGAUCACAUACCAAGAUAUAGUACCUCGGACGCUGCAACUCUUCAAUGAUGAUGACGAGGAGAUGUAGGACUGUUUAUGAUUGAGCUUGAUGUUGUCAAACUGAUGAAGGAUGCAGUUGUGACUUGUGAGGUGUUUUUUGUUCCAUACUUUAUCUGAACUUCCUAAACUUAUUGGUCAGUGAUUUCAGUGGGGGUGGAGGGCAUUUAUGCUACUUGUGUGCCCCAAAAAUGUAUUCCAUACAUAGCUGUUGAAUUGUUAGUUUCUGUGGCAUGUAUCAUCUCUUACAUUACAGCUCGGUUUGCACUUUGUGCAUGCCAAUGCAUGAUACCAUUUGCAGUUC